AUGAAGGCCUCAACUGUUGCAGCGAUUCUCGUCGCCGCCAGCAGAGUCCGUGCCCAAAUCAGCGUUCUUACGGGGGCGUUGUCAAAGGUGUCUGAUGGCGUUCAGGCUCUUGACAAUGCUACAACGAGCUUCGAUAUUGACGCCAUAAAGUCCAGGGGCGACGCGCUCAUCUCGACCAUAUCCUCGCAACGGACUGCGGUUAAUGCCUCAAAGGCUAUUACAAUUGCCGAUGCUUUGGGGUUGAAUGGCCCUGUUCAGCGGCAAAAUGACGACUUCGAAACUCUUGUCACCGACUUGAAAGCCAAGCGGCCUCAGAUUGAAAAGGCUAAUGCCUGUAAGGAUGUUCACUCGAGAAUUACCAAAAUUAAUGAUGGCUCUUUGGCCCUCAUUGAAGGCAUCAUCGCCAAAGUUCCCCAGGAAGCACAAAGCAUUGUUCGACAGGUUGCUACCGGCACAACCAGAACCCUAAACGACGCUGGCUCAGCAUUUUCGGAAUCCAACUGCAAGAACUCUGGGCCCACGACAACGACUUCCGUCUCGACGACCACCCCUACUUCAACGCCAACUGAGACGGGCGGCAGCGAGUCGAAGAAAACGCCAAUCGGAGGAAUAGUAGGUGGUGUUGUCGGCGGCGUGGCUGCAAUCGGAGCGAUUGGUCUCGCGGCCUUCAUCUUCCUUCGACGAAAGAGACAGCAGAAAUUAAAGGAGGAGCGCGAGAAUGCGGUUGAACUUGACACCGAGAACAACUCUAAUAAGCCGAAACCGCCGGAGAAGGACUACAAGGAGCUGUCUGCUGAAGAGACGGAGAAGAAGGAGUUGUCUGCUGAUGAAACUGCCCGAAAGGAGCUUUGCGCGGAUGGCACGGAAAAGAAGGAAAUGUGCGCCGAGGAGACUGCAAUUCAUGAGGCGCCUGACAAUGCGAGAUAUGAGUUGGAGUGA
Molecule: messenger RNA, 939 nt
Organism: Pochonia chlamydosporia 170
Lineage: Eukaryota; Fungi; Ascomycota; Sordariomycetes; Hypocreales; Clavicipitaceae
Product: cell wall galactomannoprotein Mp2/allergen F17-like protein
Exons: 1
Coding region: 1-939 (312 amino acids)
Cellular component (GO): extracellular region
Source: RefSeq, a predicted model, not a curated record